GCGGAGCUGCGGGGAACAUGGCGGCCUGCAUCUGAGAGAAAGUGAGGAGACUGCAGUCCAAACGCCCAGCUUGUGUAUCAGACCAUCUGCCUGACUUCACCUCAUCUGCAGGACUCUGGCUGUCAUGGGCCGAACACCACAUAGAGAUCAGAAAGAGGACAAGAGGGAGAGACGAAGCAGCAUCACAGCGGGCUCUGCCCUCGACAAAUCUAACGAACCGUUCAGCUGGGAAGAAUAUUUGAGGGAAACCGCCUCCAGUGCAGCCUCACCUACAUGCUUCAAACAGGCCAGAGUCCCUCCCACAAAUGACUUCAAGGCUGGCAUGAAACUUGAGGCACGAGACCCUCGCAACUCCAACUCGGUGUGUAUUGCAACAGUGAUGGGCAUGAUGGGUACUCGUCUACGCCUGCGUCUGGACGGCAGUGACAACACCAAUGACUUCUGGCGGCUGAUAGACUCGUCAGAUAUCCAACCAAUAGGAACUUGUGAGAGAAAUGGAGACAUGCUGCAGCCUCCUUUAGGGUUUAGAAUGAAUGCUUCUUCAUGGCCCAUGUUCCUGCUUCGGACGUUGAGCGGCGCAGAGAUGGCACCUGCAUCUGCUUUUAAGAAGGAACCACUCAAUCCUGCUAAAAACUACUUCCAACCUGGUAUGAAGCUGGAGGCUGUGGACCGGAAGAACCCCUACCUGAUUUGCCCCGCCACAGUGGGAGAGGUCAGAGGGCAGGAGAUCUUCAUCAUGUUUGAUGGCUGGCGAGGAGCGUUUGACUACUGGUGUCCCUUUGACUCCAGAGAUAUCUUCCCUGUCGGAUGGUGUGCCCUGACAAAACACAACUUACAGCCACCUGGAAACUUCUUCACCCUUCCUGGUGCCCUCCUCACCCCCGUCUCUUCAACCUCAUCCUCACUCACUACACGUCGCUCCUUUUCCAGCUCCAUCUCCAUGCAGACCUCCUACAGACUUCCCAAUCCCUUGCCACCCCUCCCUGUACGCAAGGGUGUCCGAGGUCGCCGUCCCAAAUCUCAGACCAUAGCUUUGUUGAAGGCAGCGGCCGAGGCAGCAGCAGCAGCAUCAGUAAAUGGGGCAUCAGAGAGUCCUGCUCGAACGAGCUCUGGGGCUCAACUGGCCCCCAGACCACACAAGAAGAGAGGGCCCAAGCCUGGGAGCAAGAGGAAAUCCCGGGGGGUGCAACCAUUGGGAGCGUCAUCAGUACCAGCACCACCACCAGAGACCAGACUGAGCUCCGGCCACGCUUCCACAGAGACCAACCACAGCAACGGCUCAAAUGUUGUUUGCACAGUGUGCGUUUAUGUGAACAAACACGGUAACUACGGGCCGCAUCUUGAUAGAAAACUUGUACAACAGCUCCCAGAUCACUUUGGCCCAGCUCCAGUGAAUGCAGUCCUUCAACAGUCUGUCCAGGCUUGUGUGGACUGUACCUACCAGCCGUCUGUGCUGCUGUCCUUCCUGCAGAGCCAGUCCCACUCAGGAGGAGAGGUCAUCAGAGUGCGGUCAGAACAUGGCAUCCGGUACGUGAAGCUGCCCUCUGCUUCUAGUGCUUCUUCUGUGCUACGUUUUCUCGAGAACAUGUGUCAGCAUCUCGAGAGUGACAGUUUGUUCAGUUCGCAGCCCUUCAGCCCUUAUAGCAACACACACUUCUACGACAGAACCAAGUCAGAGCCAAUGCCUAUCACUGAAAAUGGCCUGCCCAAUGAUGACUCCAAAAAGGAUCCUGCUCCGACCACCCGAUCUCUUCACGCUGCACCGGAAUACCGAAUCACACAGAAGGACCGAGCAUUUUACCCAGGACACACACGGACGCCUCCGCCCCUGCGGCGCGUCAGCUCCAAUCCAGCUGAACUCGGCACACUGUGUUCACACAGAAGAGUAGAAGCACCCAGUUCAACAACAGGCCCAGACCACGUGGUGCAGGACAAAGAGAGCUCAGGCAGUGACGCCUCUUCCUGGUCAGUCGACGAUGUCGUACGGUUUGUGCAGGAGGCCGACCCCCACACUCUGGGCCCUCACAUUGAACUGUUCAGGAAACAUGAGAUUGAUGGCAAGGCCCUGUUGCUGCUGCGCAGUGAUGUCAUUAUGAAGUACAUGGGACUGAAGCUGGGCCCGGCGCUCAAGCUCUGUCAUCACAUUGAGAAGCUGAAACAGUCCAAACAAUAGAGGAGGAUGGAAGUCACGCUGUCUGGCCGGCAAUCACUCGUCUACACCACAGGGAUGUAGUGCUGUACAAACCCACCUGAAUACUAUGUAUUUUUUAUUUACAGCAUCAUUUUCCUCACAUUCAAGUAGGUACACAUACAUGAGUGUCAGAUACAUGAGCAUAAACAGCAAUUUAUUGUGGAUAUUUAUUAUGUAGACAGCCCUUUCAGGCAUGCACUCACUUCAUGCUACUGUAGCCAUCCUUUCCUCAUUUUACUUCCUCUGAUAAUGUCAAAGGAGAUUACAGUACGCCGUGUGAUAUUUAUCUCAAACUCUGUGAUGACUGAAUUUCAUAAAUGCAGUCAUGUUGCUGAUAAAGGUUCAUGUAGGAUUAUGGUACAGCUACAUACAGUAACCCAACCAGUCACACAAGUCCAUUGACGCUUUUAAAGCUACGGUGUGCAGGAUUUAGUGUCAUCUAGUGGUUAGGCUGCAGACUGCAUUAUGCCAAUACUGAUCAAAAUAUUGCUUCGCUCUAAGGUUUGGCUUCUUUGCCAAACAGGAUUCAUGCUCUUUUACCUUUUGUUCUGAUGAGCAGUGUAUGAUCCUUCAUUUCACAAAAUGAGGGUUCUCAAACUUGUUGGCCUGCACUAGCAACCAAUGGAGUGGGUGUACAGGGCAGCAACCACUGAUUUCUCUUUUAUUCUUUCUGCUGCGCUGCAAAAUGGGAAAGUAUGAAAUAAGUUUGUCCACACUUUACAAGUGUGGCAGUGCCUCCAUGAGAAGUCCCACUCCUGUGUAAAUAUGAAGGCCUUAUGUUAAGUUUACGAAAAGACGUUGGUUCAUUGUUGCUGCUAAUUAUACAAGAAUGAACACACAGUUAUGAAUUCUGUAUUCCAUUUCAAAUAAUAAACACCCCUAAACUCUACACACUGUAGCUUUAACUUGUCUGCUAAAUAAUCAUAAUUUAGCAGAGCUGUGAGGCAGUUUUGCUCUUAGAAAGAUGAACUGUAUGUGUGAAUGAAAGGGGGGGAAAAAAAUAAUGCUCCCAGCAUCCACCGUGCAUGCUUGAAAAGGGCUUUGAUGCCUUUUAGCUUCAUGAUUAACAAAUGGCAACCAUAAUUUCUUCACCUAUUUACCUGCUUCUUUUCCUUGUGCACAGAUAUGGUUGUUUUUAUAUAGUUCAACAUUUUGGGCAACCUGCGUAUUUGCUUUCUUUCCAAAAAGAACCUGAGAAGCUGAGUAUCAGAUAAAUUCAUGGGGGGGGUUGGUUCACUGUUGACACAAGUCAUCAUUGGUCAAAUGCACAAAAGUAUCAAAUGUUCCAUCAUGAUGGCAACAGUGUUGCCAGGUCUUCUUCUUAUACGCAUCUUAAGGCUUGUUUCCAAAAUGUGUUUGCUUAAUUAUGACUUUAUUACAAAUCUGAAGUUGUUGAGUAUGUCAACCUACAGUCACUCACACACUGUAUUCACACCAUUGUUAGUGGGCAUCUUCUCUGUCACUGCAAAGUUGCACAAAUAAAACAGAAAUGGAAUGUCUUUAAUAUAACUAAAACCUGGAGGCACUGUAUUGACUCAUUAUUAUAGUAUUACUCAUAUUAUUUUUGGCAAUGUGUAUAACUGUGGAAAUUAAAUGAAGUACUUUACAGUAGUAAGUGUUAAAAAACUCUAAGACAUCACUUAAGUUGAUCAUCUUCUGAAAAGCAAAUUUGCUGCUUUUGCAAAGCGUGGUAUUUUAUUUGUCUUAAGAAGUCUGACUACACUGGUUACUGAAUUAUUUUAAUUGAUACCAGCUGUGUAAUGCAAUUCUUCAGGAAUCACCAAUAUACCUAUGACUGGGUCAGUACUAGUCUCAUUCUGAAUAAUGUGUAAUUCAAUUCAACCACAGAGGGUGGCACUAUAACCUUGAGGAUGGAUAAAUUGAAUCCAAGUAAGAUAGUGCUCACAUCUGUAAUUAAGACAAAAAACAAAUUGUGUGAUCUAUGGAAGUGAUUGAUUAUUGUAAGUGGAAAUGCUGCAGUGUCUUUAGAGUCGUACAUAAAUGCAUCACCCAUCUCACAGUCAGAAACAAACACAGUUGGGGAAAUAUCAAGGAUUGGACGUUCAUCUGGGGACUCAUUACUAAUUCUCAGAGAAUACUCAGUUUUGCCUUCUGAUUUAUCAAACUGCUGCAUUUCACUUGGCUAGCUAGCAUCACUAAGUUUACCAUCACCCACAGUCAAGGUAUGAGACUUCUGUCUUUACUGUUAAAUUAAUUAAUUCAAAUUAUUAUUGAGCAGUAUGUUUGACAGGGUUUUUGAAGAAACCACUAUACAAAAAAAAUACAAUAAAGUAAUUCACCUCAAAUGUAAAAUAACUUUCAUAUUUAUUUUAUGGGCUUAAGUAAAUAAUAAGAUUAGUCUUGUUAAAAAGACAUCAUCAUUUCAUUUAAACAUUACUCAGAGUGACUGUGUUAUGGAAGAGUGCAGGUGAACUUACUGUUCAUUUUUAUUUAAUCAGAUGAGGCUAGCUGUUGGCUCGUUUAUAGUAAACAAACUGUUCCAAACUGUUCCAUCUUCAUUUGAGAGGGGACUGAUACCAUUUUCUCAUGUAACCCUUGGAAUUAAAGCAAAGACUAAUUCCCAGGAUAUUUUUGUUUUUGUUGGAGUUUUUUUCCUGCUCGAUGUUUGUUUAUGGGGAAGUCAUGUUGCAAUACUUGAGCUAAGACAGGAUUUCAGGUUGGAUGAUCUACCCUCAGUUGAAAA
Molecule: messenger RNA, 4895 nt
Organism: Thalassophryne amazonica
Lineage: Eukaryota; Metazoa; Chordata; Actinopteri; Batrachoidiformes; Batrachoididae
Gene: scml2
Product: Scm polycomb group protein like 2
Exons: 14
Coding region: 125-2173 (682 amino acids)
Biological process (GO): regulation of DNA-templated transcription
Cellular component (GO): nucleus
Molecular function (GO): protein binding
Source: RefSeq, a predicted model, not a curated record